Messenger RNA from Rhipicephalus microplus (southern cattle tick), 3353 nucleotides. RefSeq lists its product as uncharacterized. Gene Ontology annotation, molecular function: ATP binding; nucleic acid binding; RNA helicase activity. Lineage: Eukaryota; Metazoa; Arthropoda; Arachnida; Ixodida; Ixodidae. The record is from RefSeq and is a predicted model, not a curated record. Gene Ontology annotation, cellular component: cytosol.
UGUACAGAUUGGCGCAACACUUGGUACGGAUUCUGUCUAGUCAUGCGAAACCAAAUCGAGUCAGGCCAACGUCUGAAACGCACAUGUGUCGUGUAGUGAUGGCUUGGCGCAUGUUUGAAUGAAUUCACGUUGUCACUAGGUGAACGUUGCGAUUGCCGCUUUGUGGGUAGCGUUUUAUUGCGGCACAUCAGUGAUGGACCAUGACCCGGGCGUAUAGCGCAUAAGUUGGAGACGCAGUGGCGCUCCCACGACGUUCUUCGAUCGGAGGACGCAAGUGCCACUUUCGAAGAGUUCCUGCUCUCUAAGCAGCUACUUAGUGGACUCCGCAAAGCGGGAUUUGUCAGGCCGUCGCCAAUACAGCUGCGUGCCAUUCCUCUCGGCCUCUGUGGUUUCGAUAUGGUCGUGCAGGCAAAGUCUGGCACUGGCAAAACGUGCGUCUUCUCUGUGCUCACCCUGCAAGCCGUCAACAUCUCCAACAAUGCAGUACAGGUCUUGAUCCUGGCGCCAACACGUGAAAUAGCUGUUCAGUCUUGCGACACAGUUUGCUGUCUUGGCUGUGACAUGCCAGGGCUCAAGACGUAUGCCUUCAUUGGAGGCGUGCCAAUCAAAGAGGACCUGCAGAAGCUGGCACGAUGCCAUGUUGCUGUGGGCACUUUAGGGCGUCUGCUGCAGCUGAUCCAGCAGGGCCAGUUGUCCCUGGAGUGGGUCCGACUCCUGGUGCUGGACGAGGCAGACCAGUUGCUGGGUGAAGGAUUCCUGGAGGACCUGAGGAAGCUGUGGGCAUCGCUGCCAGAGAGGCGGCAAGUGGUGGCAACCAGCGCCACCUACCCACCAGAGGUGGCACACAUUCUGGAAAAGGAGCUGCUUCGCAAGCCCAUGCUUGUUCGUCUAGGAGCUGACACACUUGCCCUGCUAGGAGUGUCGCAGUGGUACUGCGUGGCUGGGGGCACCGAUGAGGCCGCCUGGUUCUCAAGGAAGGUGCGUACGCUGGACGAACUUCUGCGUUGGAUGCCCUUCUCUCAAUGCCUGGUGUUUCUCAACUCACAGGCCAGAGCGCAGUCUCUGGAGGAGAAACUUCGACACGCAGGCCACAGGGCGCUGCUGCUCAGUGGAGCCCUGACACAGUCCGAGCGCAUCAAGGCCCUUGUGUGCCUGAAAGCCUAUCGCUGCCGCAUCCUCGUCUCCACCGACCUCGCAGCUCGCGGCAUUGAUGCAGAAAGGGUCAACCUGGUCAUUCACUUCGACAUAGCAUAUGACCUGGAGACUCAUCUGCACCGUUCUGGACGUGCAGGCCGUUACGGGACAGCAGGUCAGGCAGUGACACUGGUUACGGGACACCAAGAACUGAACCGGCUUCGCACACUCUGUGCACCCCUCAACUUGGAUAUAAGACCACUGCCGGGUUCCCCGAGCUGUGAAUGCGAGAACGACAAUGUACAUCUGAAUGGUGAUGCGAGCAGUGAUGUUUCAGAGCAAGGAAUUAAAGAGGCAAUGGUACAAGAACCUUCAAGUGAAGUCACACCUUGUCAAGAAAAUAGCUACAGUGAAACAGGUUCUUUUAAUCCACCAUUUCUGCAAAGCGUUUCUAUGGUGACAUGUGCACAAUUGAUACAGAUGCCAAAAAAUGCACCUGAGUCGUCACCUACAAAUAGUCCAGAAGAAAUCUAUAUGAAAGAAACGCUGCUACCAGUGAGUGCAGUAUUGCAACCUCCUGCUGAAAGUGGUUCAGUGAGACCAGGCAUACAAGCAAUGCAGUUGUCGAUGAGUACAGUCAAAUCAACCCCAAGGAAUGAUCCUAAAGAAGCGCCCCCAAAGGUGAUGCAGUCACUGCUGGGCCCCUCGGAACUUACACCAAGAAAGAGCAUGAGUAGAGCCAAAAAUAACGUUUUGCAGCCUGUGAUGGAGCCUUCAUUGAAGCUAAGAGAGAUCCUCGUGGGCCAGAAGGUGCUUCCACGUCUGCAGCCUCUUCUUCAGUGGCCACCAGAUCCUUUACUGGGCAAGGAGCUGGCGGCCCGCAUUCAAGUAGAGAAAGAAGCAUUCAGCAAAGCGUGCGGUGUUGUUUUUAAACCUGGUAGAACACUGAAGACUUCCAUUGCUCGGCGAGUGUCUGAGCAUAAUUGUGCAUGUCCCUCGACGGAUGAAGCCAUUGAUAGGCAUGAUGAGUGUAAAGCAGAAAACUCCAAAACAGUGGUGCAUAUUGAUGCAACAGCUGAUGACAUUAAAAAAGAGCAGGAGCCAGGUGACAUUUCUCCAGAGGCGGUGGACAUAAAGGAGGUUGUUUAUAGCCAUGAAAAGCCGCAAACAGAAGAAGUUGUGUAUGUGGAGACCAUUGAACAGCAGCAGGAAUUAAGUGUGCAGGCUUCAGUGUCUGAAGUUAUGAGCAGAAACGUAGGGGACACUGUCAUACGUGAUGGCUUCUUUCCACAGCCCCCGACAAAUCGUUCAGGUCUUAGAGAAUGCAAGCUGAAUAAAAGAUGCAGUGCUGCUCAAGUGAGAGAAACCACUGGUUCACUGAAAAAAAUACCAGGUAAGUUGGGCGUAACAUCUAAAGCCCUGGAAAUGAAGAGUCACGCUCUACACAACUUAGAGCACGAACGCUCAUCGUCAGGUGCAACAGCAAGGAUAAAAGAUGGGAUGCUUCAAAGUCUCUGUCUGCAACCAAGGUCGCAGGACAUCAGGAAGGAAUUGAAAGAAACUUUGGUGGGGGAAUCAUUAAAAGACAAUGGCACUGUUGCCCAUCAAGAACGAAAACAGCCAAAGGUUGUCAGUUCUGGCCGAAGCAAAAGUGUUGGAGAGAACUUGCUUCUUCACUUUGGACACUUGAAAGGCAGUUCACCCACUCGACAACUUAUGUCGUCGUUGCUCCCAGCUCGCACAAGCCAGACAUACUUGUCGCCUUUGAAGAGGUUUCACGUACAGGCAGGAAUAGAUUGCAAUUCUAGUGACAGUUGUCAUCCUACCGAAAUAAGCUUAUGUAAUGAGUGUGCACAACAAUGCAAUGCAAUCAAAGCAACAUGCUUUAGGGAAGGUCACUUGUUCCAGACUGCCACAGUAGCCUCCUCAGUCCCAUCCAUAAUAGCACAGUACCAAGUGAAUGCUGCUGCCAUGGACUGGUCGCGUAAUUGGUUCAUUUGGCACCAGUGGUACAUAAGCAAAAUGCUGGAAGCUAAUCGCUAUCACCAAUGACUAAUUGCUUUUGAAGAACUACCUUAGUACUUGUAAUGAUAAUACUUGUGCCGACGGGCACACAGACCUCAUAACCUAAUAGAAUUUGGUAUGUAUGUUGGUAUUAAAUGGACACUGAAGAUUUUCAAGUGUUUAUAAGUAUAUUAAAUACUCUUUUCAUGUCCUAA